Molecule: messenger RNA, 1265 nt
Organism: Lingula anatina
Lineage: Eukaryota; Metazoa; Brachiopoda; Lingulata; Lingulida; Lingulidae
Product: vacuolar protein sorting-associated protein 37A
Biological process (GO): ubiquitin-dependent protein catabolic process via the multivesicular body sorting pathway; protein targeting to membrane; protein targeting to vacuole
Cellular component (GO): ESCRT I complex
Source: RefSeq, a predicted model, not a curated record
CGAUGACGUACUUCACACUUCCUGUAUGAUUAAAGGUAUGAAGUUUUAAAAACACGUCUAUUUAGCUUUACAAUUCCGACUGAUCAUCACUUAGAACAUGAGCUGGAUUUUCAGCAAACCUAAGACUAAUUUGCCAGCCCCGACGGCCUUGGAGCAACAAAGAACAAGACAGAUAGAAUCGUUGAAAAAUUUACACAGUGUUGUAGAAGUGCUAAGAGAUAGAGAAUACAGAAUAACAUUUACUGUGGUCGGAGGCCCUUUAACUCUACAAAUAAAUUUACCCCCAGGAUUUCCUUCUGUAAAACCAGAAGUGACAGUACAGCCUGCGAUACAACACCCGUGGGUGAACAGUCAACUACAAGUGGUGGCCUGUCCUGCUCUGCUAAGUUUUACAGUUCAUUCAGAUUUGAGUCGGGUCAUCAAAGAUAUCAUGGAAGAGUUUCAAAGAAAUCCACCUGUGUUUACUGCCACAUCCUAUGGCCAGCCACCAGGUGGAGCUCCAUCACUACCAUAUUCCCUCCACCCGUCUACUGCAGCUCCUACGUUACCCAGUUAUGCUAGCACAUACGGCAGCACAGGUCCUCCAGAGUUCCAUGAUUACGUGAGGGAUACAAAUGUUAUGUCACCCACACUACCAGCCACACGGGGGGUGUACAGACCACCCACUAACGUAACAACGGGAAGUCAGGAACCCAGUUUUUCAUUUACAAAAUACCAAAUGCCAGAAAUACCAGUGUCAUUUCCCCAGUUGCAUAACAUGAGCAUUCAACAGCUUCAAGAGUUUGAAAAUGAUGAGGGGAAACUGCUGGGGAUCAUCGAGGAACUGCCUUCUCUAGUGCAGUUGAAAAAAGACAGAAAGGAAUUUUGUGAAGAGAAUGAAAAAUUAGCAAGGGAAAACCUUUCAAAAGAGCCAGAAAUAGAAUCUUUAAAAGACAGUUUGUCAGAGCAGUUCACAAUACUUAAAGAUUUAAAAUCACAGUUUGACCAAAAUGUGCAGAAACAGCAGGAACUCCACAGUACAUUUAACCCAGGCCAACUGCAAGCCAACCUCAAGAUUGCUGUCAUGCAGGCAGAGGAGGCCUCAGAAAAUAUAGCACAGGAAUUCUUAGAUGGAAAGUGUGAUAUCAGUACAUUUAAUCAACAGUUUUUAGAAAAAAGAAAGAUUUUUCACUUGAGGAGAACAAAAGAGGAGAAGUUACAGCAGCUUCUUGUUCACCAAGGCAGAGGUGGAGGGGGAUACUACUGACACAUCAGCACUUCAUGAA